Talaromyces rugulosus is the source of this 246-nucleotide messenger RNA. RefSeq lists its product as uncharacterized. NCBI's taxonomy places the organism in Eukaryota, Fungi, Ascomycota, Eurotiomycetes, Eurotiales, Trichocomaceae. The transcript is spliced from 3 exons. Bases 1 to 246 code for a protein of 81 amino acids. The record is from RefSeq and is a predicted model, not a curated record.
AUGUUCGAAAACGGUUUCCUCGGCCUCUUCAAGUCCGCCAAGCCCCAGGACGAGCAAUCCCAGCAGCCUACCUGGAAUGCCUCCACUAUGACCAUGGAGCAACCCGCCAGCUACACCGGCGAGCAGCACGCUCCCUCGCCAGAAUCCGAGCAAAUGAAACUCCGCGGUGGUGGUGGCUGCUGUAAUGUGUGCUGCGGAUGCUGCGCCGGUCUCUGCGCGUUCGAGUGUCUCGAGGAGUGCUGCUAG